This is a messenger RNA of Toxorhynchites rutilus septentrionalis, 6458 nucleotides long. RefSeq names its product serine/threonine-protein kinase Tao (gene Tao). The record is from RefSeq and is a predicted model, not a curated record. The transcript is spliced from 15 exons. Lineage: Eukaryota; Metazoa; Arthropoda; Insecta; Diptera; Culicidae. Gene Ontology annotation, molecular function: ATP binding; protein kinase activity. The coding region runs from base 1325 to 4204 and encodes 959 amino acids. Gene Ontology annotation, biological process: protein phosphorylation.
CGAUCUGAUAUGCUGCACAAUCGACAUAGAUUCAAGAGCAGUUUCAAAUUAAUUUACGGUCAAUUUGAGUUUUCUUCGCUACUUAAACGCACGUGUUUUCGUUUUUAUCGGAUUUUUUCAAAUCAACGGUGGGAAAACGAGAAUGUUUGAAGGACAAUAAAGAAUAUAAAAAUACAUCAGCGAAAAGAUUCUAGGGAUUGUUUUGGGAUUUCGAAAAAUGUGACAGUGCAUUAUGUGUCAAAAAAAAAGGAAUGAGUAAAGAAUCGAUGCAUGUGUGCGCGUGUAUCCUGACAUGAGGAUGAAUCAAUUCACCGAAAUGAUUACUGCAAUAGUGAAUAAGCUUUUGACGUGAGUAGUGAGUAAAAGUGGUAUGUAGUGUGACAAGUCGAGAGCAGGCAGGCGAGUAAAGAAUUAGAAAUUUUGCAGUCGCGUUCGUUGUUCGUGUGCGAAAUUGUAAGAGGAGUGUUCGCACGGUGAAGUUUUCGCUGAAAUUAUCAGGCUGGCGCAAAAUAUACCCUUUGCCAAAACUUUUGUGGUGAAUCGUUUGCCCGUGAUGGUUUGGGAUGCCAGGUGUGAGAAAAGAAAUUAAUCCUGGCGAUUGAUUCUGUGGCCGCAGUCGGGCAAGGCCUGCUGCUGCAAUGAUUUUUGAAGGAAUCGUCCCGAAGAGUGGAGUUCAACAAUUAUUGAAUUUUUAGUAAUACCUGGCAGCACACUUUGAACAAUAUGUGCUUCAUGUUCGUAAAAAUGGUGAAACAACGAAAUACUAAAGAGUCAAUGGGUUCGGGAAUAAUUCGCGUCACUGAAAGUCCCGCCAGUGGAAAAAGGUCACCAGCGGCAAUCCGCGCGGUUGUAGAAGAAUUCAGUGUAGGAGGUGCGUUGUGAAAAUGAGCACGAAGUGGAAAAGUUCUAAUCAAUACGGUCGCCGGCAUAACAAGGAGGUGCAGUGUUCAAACAUGAUUUUAGAGCAAAAAUAGUAAUGUGGCACCGGUAGGUCUGAUCAAUUAGCAAACUCAUGACAAUAAUACAAAAAUAACGAGUAGUGAAAUUUGCCACGGACGAUCGUUUCGUCGUUUGUGUGCCAGCGCUGGAGGAAGUAUAAGCAACGACGUUGGCAAAGAGCAUGUCUUAAAGGAGGGGAGGAAGAAGCAGAGGGUAAAAAUAUCAAGAACCAUUAUAGGAUAGCUUGAAUGUGAGAAGGUUAAAAAGUUCAUCUUGAAGAAGAAAAUACAUAACGCGGUGUUGUUAUCGAGUACGCGCGCGUUUUUGUAGGUUCUAUCUCGUGAGCCUAUUUUUUCUUCUCUUCCCUGCUACUACGAACAGUAGUAUGCCUAUAAUGAGGCCGGGAAGCCUAAAAGACCCCGAGAUAGCCGAGCUGUUCAAUAAGCAUGACCCGGAGAAAAUAUUCGAGGACCUGCGCGAAAUCGGCCAUGGAUCGUUCGGUGCAGUAUACUACGCCAAGUGCAAUCUCACGCGCGAGAUUGUCGCGAUCAAGAAGAUGUCCUACAUGGGCAAGCAGAGCAUGGAGAAGUGGCAGGAUAUCCUGAAAGAAAUCCGCUUUCUGCGGCAGCUUAACCAUCCGAAUACGAUCGAGUAUAAGGGCUGUUAUCUGCAUGAAAAUACCGCAUGGUUGGUGAUGGAAUAUUGCGUCGGGUCAGCGUCCGAUAUCAUCGAGGUGCACAAACGGCCACUCAAGGAGGAUGAAAUUGCGGCGAUCUGUGAUGGAGUGCUUCGUGGUUUGAGCUAUCUACACAGUCUCGGAAGGAUUCACCGUGAUAUCAAAGCGGGCAACAUCCUAUUGACCGAGUUGGGCAUAGUCAAGCUAGCAGAUUUCGGUAGCGCUGCCAUCAAAUGUCCAGCGAACAGUUUCGUCGGUACGCCGUACUGGAUGGCACCAGAGGUUAUCCUGGCGAUGGACGAAGGGCAGUACGAUGGUAAAGUGGACGUGUGGUCGCUUGGCAUUACUUGUAUUGAACUGGCGGAACGAAAACCACCGUAUUUCAAUAUGAACGCAAUGUCUGCCCUAUACCAUAUUGCGCAAAAUGAGGCUCCUUCACUACAGGCUCCGGAUUGGUCCGACGUUUUCCGAAGUUUUGUAGACUUUUGUUUGAAAAAGUCUCCGGUGGAACGACCGAAUUCCACCAAUUUGUGUUCUCACCUGUUUAUGACGGGGAAACGAUCACCGAAUGUGCUGAUUGACUUAAUAGCCAGAACGAAAGCUGCCGUUAGGGAAUUGGACAAUCUAAAUUAUAGAAAGAUGAAAAAGAUUCUAAUGAUCGAUUCGUGUGAAACGGAGAGCACCGUUGGAGAUGCAGAGGACACUCCGGAUGAGCAGAUUGGUGGUGACAGCAGUAAGAGUAACAGUAUAACCUCAGAGCAUUCAUUACAUUCGGUGGAUCAACACGGCGGUGUGAUGCGAAAUGCGUCGCGGCAUCGUGUACCUGCGCCAGGACUGCCUCCGAUGCAUAACAGUAGUAUGAAUAACACCGGUGGCCGAGACGGUAUGAUGCCGGUUGAUGGUAUGAGUCGAAUAAGCCUGGGGAUCGGUGGUGGAAGCAGUAGUGGGAUAGGUAGUGCUUGUGCCGGUGGCAGUGGUUCCGGAUCCGGCAGCAUGGGUGCUAGUAUUGGUUAUCAAAAUUCAUCGUCUAGUCCCGUAGUACCUCAUCAUCAUCCGCACCAUAAUCACGUGUCGCAGGCUGCAGCGAAUGCGGUCGCCGAACAUGGUGCCAAUAAUUUUGCUACGAUCAGGACCACUAGUAUUGUGACGAAACAACAAAAAGAACACAUGCAGGAGGAAAUGCAUGAACAAAUGUCCGGCUACAAACGAAUGCGUCGAGAACAUCAGGCUGCUCUAGUGAAGCAGGAAGAGAGAUGCAAGGUCGAAAUGGAGCAGCAUAAAGGCGCUUUAGACAAGGAAUAUGAUCUGCUAUUACAUAACUUCACAAGGGAGUUAGAUAAAUUAUCGGUGAAGCAUCAGCAGGAAAUUGAACGUAGGAUUAAGCAGAACAAUGCUGCCGAGAAAAAACUAUUUAAGGAGAUAUCGACACGACAAGAGGGUGAUCGUAAAGCGUUUGAACUUCACAAAAAGAAGGAAUACAAAGCUAAUAAAGAACGCUGGAAGCGAGAACUAUCGAUGGAUGAUUCCACGCCUAAGCGACAACGUGAUGCAACCUUGCAAACUCAAAAGGAUAACCUCAAACAAGCGGAAGCACAAGAGGAACAGCGAAUGCUGCGAGUACAGAAAAAUUACAUCGAGUUGGAGAUGCGAAAAUUCCGAAGGAAAAAAAUGAUUCUCCUACACGAGCUCGAAAAUCAACUAUUGAGAGAUGAAUUGAGCAAGAAGCAGCAGCAGUUGGAGCAGGCGCAUGGUAUGCUUAUCAAACACCACGAAAAAACUCAGGACCUAGAAUAUCGGCAGCAGAAAAGUGUUCAUGCACUUCGCGAGGAUCAGAUAUCAAAACAACACGAGAGUGAACUACGUAACCAGAAAGAGUAUAUGGACCGGGCCGAACGGGAAUUGCUGAGGAAACAUGCGCUUGAGCUUAAACAGCAACCUAAGAGUCUUAAGCAAAAAGAGCUCCAAAUACGCAAACAGUUCCGAGAAACGUGUAAAACCCAAACGCGUCAGUACAAGGCGUUAAAGGCUCAAAUCCUACAAACUACACCUAAGGAGGAACAAAAAGCUGUGAUAAAGAAACUAAAAGAAGAACAACAUCGUAAGUUAACGUUAUUGGGUGAUCAGUAUGAACAAAGUAUUGCCGACAUGCUACAGAAGCAAAGUUUACGGUUAGACGAAAGUCAGGAAGUUGAGUGUCACCAGCUGAAGGACCGAUUGCAAUACGAACUGGAUAUCCUCACGGCAUACCAGAGCAAAAAUCGUAUGCAAGCACAGGCUCAGCGUGACCGCGAGCGCAAGGAACUCGAAGACCGCGUGAGCGUGCGACGCGCCUUGCUGGAAAGUAAGAUGGAAACCGAACUGCAACAGUUCAAUCAGGAGCGAGCGGAACGCAUACGUUUACUUCGGGAGAGACACGAAAAACAGUUGGAUGCGUUUGACGAGGAGUCGGCGCGCAUGGGCUUCAGUGCACUGGCGCUAGCCGAAGCAUCGAAGGAAACGUAUCCGGACGAAGAAGGUAGUCUAUCUGGGUCCAUGCUUAGUUUGGCUCAUAGUAACAGUUCUACUAGCUUCCCAGCCGGCUCGCUAUAGCAUAAGUCGAGAUGGUUAAACACAAGGUCAAGUCAUAAUUCUAUGUAGUGGGAAGCGGAGAUAUGGAUAUAAAAGGACAGUUUGGCGGAGCGGGAAAAUUUCGCAGUGCUGAAAAAGAGGGACAUCGAGUGCAACAGAAGAUUGGCUGGAGUCGUUUUGUUUCUUUUCUGAUGCAAUUUUGGGAGUGGCGACAAUUCUAAAGAAUUAGAGAUUACAAUAUUGAAUGGUGGUAUUUCUGUUAUACUACUGCUCUACGCAUCUUAAGAGUGCAAGAGUUUCGUGUUAUGUACAAUGUUUUAGUUCUUGUUAUUCGGAUUUUUGUGGAUCUAUGUAGAAAUGCCAUUGUUUACACUUGUGAACAUAAUUAUGUCUACAUUUUACACAAUUUUUGUUCUUUAAAUUUUAAAGGUACCUUAACUUUGGAAGUGAACAUAUAUUAUUGGGAUUGAUCCUUCUAAAUUCUAGUCAAAGUGUGUAUGUCCGAUCGAACAAAACAAGCAAUCAUGUAUUCAAUGCUGCUGUUAUCAGUGCUUUGCUGCUUUAUUUGUCACCAGAUAAUACUCAUGUGAAAUUCGAAUGAUUCGUAGUUGCUAAGUCGCAUAUAAUAUCGUAAAUAUUUUUCUUUCAUUUGUAAAUAAUCGUGCAUUCGUUUGAGCAGACCAUGUUUUAUGUCCGAAACACGUGUCAACGGAAUCAUAAAACUAUAUAGCAGACGCACGGCAUUGAAUGCAUGGUUAUCGGAAAUACAAAUAUUGCGAAUGCGAAAGGAUGGUUCGAUUUUGAGUAAUGGCAAUCCUGAAUCAUUUCCGCUGGGCUUGACUGCAUCAUAAGAUGACUCGAAAAUAUCCCAAUCGUGCUGCUGAAAAUUUUCUAGCAUCAUUUUCGCUCAUAAAAUGCUUCCACCACACCCGGUGUGCCGGGGCAAAUGCUUUUAGCGUGUAGCGAGAUUUGCGGUGCGGACGUUCGAACGAAAUAAGUUCGUACCACGCGAAACUGUCGUAACAAAAGUAUGAAGUGUAAAAAAAAGGAAGUGAAGUUGUUUCUAUACUUUAUAUAUAAUAAUACUACUUAGCUUAUACAAAUAUUAUACAACAAAUAUGAGCGAACCGUAGGAACUAGCUGUCGGAGAGAAAAGCUUCUUUCUUUUGUUUCAAAGUUUUCUUAUUUAAUUAGUGUUUAUAUCAAAGUAUCAGAGAAAAAGGCGGAUUUGAAAAUUGCAGCUCCCCAUCUGGGGGAUUGCUUCCACACACGAGUAGGCAAAAAACUAAGAAAAAAGGAGAAAAACGGAACUAAUUUAUAUUUAUAAAGUAUACUUGUAGUUUAUCAUUUCCGCUUUACUGUACACUCGUGUUUUGUACAUUUUACUUAGUUUAAUUAUGUAAUUAAUACACACACUGCUAUUUGUUUAUUUUUUUACCGUCUAGAGCAGACAGACAAGCUUUAGAGGAAAUCGUUGUAAUGAAAAAGUAUGUAAAAACUGAAUUAGUUAUUUAAUGUUUUAGUUAUAAAUCAAUUUAAGUAAACUUGAGGAAAGGAGAUACAAAUGUAAUUCUCUGACAAUUUAAAGUUUAAAAAAAACUAGAUAAACUAAUUUAAUUGAAGCAAGCCGAAAAGUAUAUUCAUGGAACAUAAACACACCCAGCACCCCUUCUAAGCGAAUAGGAAACAAAAAUUAAUGCUACUAGAGCUUUUUUACCUUAUUGACAGUGCAUAUUACAAGCAAAAAUAUAAUGUUCAACUAAAACAAGCAGAGAGGAAUCAUAAAGAUUGUAAGGAAGUGAGAAACGAAAAACGUGAUUGGGAUGAGAGUGCGGUAUUGUAUGAUCGCGAGUAUGAGACUUUUUAAAAAAAAAAGAAAAUGAAGGAUUUGUUUCGUUAUGAAACAGCUAACCAUGAUCAACACUCACUCUAAGCAAAGCAGUAACAAAUUUUUCAUACGAUAAUACUGUAAUCAAACGAAAAGAAGGAUAAAUUAGCAGAGCAAAGCAAACCGGGUCUUGGAAGUGAACUAAUAUUAAAGGUGGGAACCAUUAAAAAAUUAGUUUCGCUCCACACACUCACACCCAUACACAUACACAAAGAUAACGCAAGACUAAUAAAUGUUAGGAGCAAUUGCUAGAGAUGAGAAUCCGUGAUGUGUCCUCGUGGAACAGAAACAGAAGUAGAAAAAAGGGAUGAAAAUAUGGAUGAUUCUGACUCAGAUUGAUAGAAAGAAGAUAAUAAAAACACUAAACCAAUUCAAGUUAUCUAGAAA